This is a messenger RNA of Lotus japonicus, 974 nucleotides long. Its product is annotated as protein cornichon homolog 4-like. Lineage: Eukaryota; Viridiplantae; Streptophyta; Magnoliopsida; Fabales; Fabaceae. The transcript is spliced from 5 exons. Gene Ontology annotation, biological process: vesicle-mediated transport. The record is from RefSeq and is a predicted model, not a curated record. The coding region runs from base 153 to 563 and encodes 136 amino acids.
CCAUACCUUUACAAAAAAAAAAAAGGGACGGUGUGAAAAGAUAAAAAAGCGUGUUCAUUCAAAUUUGAUAUCCCGAAAAGAAGGAAACCGUUUAAGAAAAGCAGAGUCGGACGAACGAAGAAGAGAGAAAGAGGCAUGCGGUGGUGGCUGUUAUGGCUGAAGUCUUAUAUUGGAUCUCUACGUUUGUUCUCAUCUUAACUCUUCUUUGUAUGCUCGGUUACCAGCUUAUUUUGUUGGUGGACCUGGAGUUUGAUUAUAUCAACCCUUAUGAUUCAACAUCUCGGAUAAACCAGGUUGUCUUACCAGAGUUCAUAAUCCUGGGAAUCUUCUGCUUUACCAAUCUUAUAGCAGGACAUUGGUUUACAUUCUUCCUAUCUCUCCCUUGCAUGUAUUACAAUGCGAGAUUGUACUUCAAAAGAGAACACUUGGCAGAUGUUACAGAGAUCUACAAUAAGCUGAAAUGGGAGAAAAACAAGCGCUUGUUCAAAGUGGCAAACCUUGUCAUAAUAUUUGUCUUUUCUAUAUUGAGCUUGGUAUGGACCCUUACGGAGGAUGUGCAUUAAGUGGUGGCUUACCUUCCAUGCCUCCUAAUUUACAGGCUGAAUUGCUGAGACAUUCAAAACCUUUGUGGGAAAAUCCAUCUUCUGAGCUAAGUUCCAUGGACAACAACCAUGGUGAGAGCCAUCUGCGACAGGCUGAGCUCCUUAGAGAGGGGACAUGUGACAAUCCACAGCGAAAACGGAGCUUGGGAAGGUGUGAUACUCUUAGUGAAGUUUUAGAUUCUUGAUGUGAAUUAGAGUAUUUUAGGCAGAAUAGAAGUUUAGAGCUUGUAAUGAUUUUGGUACAAACAUAAACUGAUGUAACAACCCAGUCUUACGGUAACAACAUUUUCUGAUAGGUUAAAUUAACAUUAUUUAUGAGAUAUGCAUGCAACAAGGUUUAAAUUCUCUUUUUUGCAUGCACUUCUUCUUUUC